This is a messenger RNA of Folsomia candida, 2244 nucleotides long. Its product is annotated as acyl-CoA synthetase short-chain family member 3, mitochondrial. Lineage: Eukaryota; Metazoa; Arthropoda; Collembola; Entomobryomorpha; Isotomidae. The transcript has 11 exons. Bases 132 to 2171 code for a protein of 679 amino acids. The record is from RefSeq and is a predicted model, not a curated record.
UUCAGCAGCUGACGGUUUCUCAUUCUCAUACAUUGAAUACCACACACUAGAUUUGACCAUUUAAUUAUAUAAAUAAUUUCAACAUGACCAUCCUUAUCCUGUAAAAUUUGUGCCUUCGAUUUCGGUUGAAAAUGAGUCUCACAUUGGUGCUGAAGUAUGCUCAGUUUACAAGGCCUAUUUCUGCCAGCUAUGGAUGUGGUCGAGCUUGGCUAUGCACUUCACAUAAAUUGCAUGGAAAUUCAGUGGCCGGAAGCUUGUACCAUGAGACGUAUCAGAGAUCAAUUGAGAAACCGGCAGAAUUUUGGGGACAAGUUGCAGAGAAAAUUGUGUGGACCAAGCAGUUUGACAAGGUCUUGGACACGUCUGAAUCUCCCAUGAUAGGCUGGUUUCCUGGUGGCGAGUUGAACGUUUGCUAUAAUGCGAUUGAUCGUCACGUUGAUGAAGGCCGUGGGGGGCAAACCGCACUAAUUUACGAUAGCCCAAUGACAAAAACUGUCAAGAAAUACACCUACGCACAACUCCAGGACAAAGUAUCCAAGUUGGCUCAGGUGUUGGUGUCAAUGGGAGUGUCGAAAGGAGACAGGGUGCUGAUUUACCUUCCUAUGGUUCCAGAAGCAGUUAUGGCCAUGCUAGCUGCAGCCAGAUUAGGAGCACCUCAUUCCGUCGUGUUUGGUGGUUUUGCUGCGAAGGAAUUGGCUACAAGAAUUUCUCAUGCGCACCCAAAAGUCGUUCUCUCUGCUAAUUGCGGUAUCGAACCGAGUCAUGUCGUACCCUAUAAACCAAUUUUAGACGAAGCGAUUGCCAUUUCCAAAGUCGAUAACUUGAAAUGUCUAAUUUACAAUCGAGAUAAUUACCCCAAAGCACACCUGAAACCUGGAGUAGAUUUUGACUGGAAUGAAGCCGUGGAGAAAGUGAGUCGGGGGCAUGACGCAGUUCCGGUGGAAUCGAGUCAUCCUCUUUACAUUUUGUACACUUCGGGAACUACAGGAACGCCAAAGGGGGUAGUUCGCGGAUCAGGGGGGCAUGCCGUAGUGCUGAAUUGGUCUCUUAAAAAUAUUUUUGGCAUGGAGGGCCCGAAUAAAGUGUGGUGGGCUGCAUCUGACCUCGGCUGGGUUGUGGGCCACUCCUACAUUUGCUAUGCUCCCCUUCUCGCUGGAAUUACAACCAUUUUAUACGAAGGGAAGCCUGUAGGGACGCCAAAUGCAGCGCAAUUUUACAGGGUAAUAGAUGAAUACAAGGUCAACGGGUUUUUCACGGCUCCUACGGCAUUUCGAGCCAUCAAACGGGUCGACCCGGAAAACACAGAGUCUAAACAAUACUCGAGAGCUUCACUCAAGAACAUUUUCGUAGCAGGUGAACAUUGUGAUAAUCAAACUAGAAUCUGGGCACAAACAUCAUUUAAAGUGCCUGUACUGGACAACUGGUGGCAGACCGAAACAGGACACCCCAUUGCAGCUACAUGUGUUGGCCUGGGAAAUGAUACCAAUCCCCCAGAACAUUCGUGUGGCAUUCCUCUUCCUGGAUACCAAUUGGAGGUACUUCGAGAAGAUGGUGAAAAAGCAAAAGCAGGGGAAUUAGGAAGAAUCGUCUGCAAGCUCCCAACCCCUCCAGGCUUCAUGGAAACGCUCUAUCUUAACGAUAAGCUAUACAAGGAAGCCUACUUUUCAAAAUAUCCUGGAUACUACGAUUCGAUGGAUGCUGGAGUGAUGGACGAGAAGGGAUACGUGUACGUGAUGGCGAGAGAUGACGACGUGAUCAACGUCGCAGGUCACAGGAUAUCUACGUCUGCUUUGGAAGAAGUGAUUUUGCAACACCCAUACGUAUCCGACGCUGCCGUUGUUGGCGUACCUGAUUCUCUCAAAGGUCAACUGCCCCUUGCUCUCUACGUCCUAAAACCCGAACAUGGACAAAUUUCUGAGGAACAGAUUGGAAAAGAACUAAUUCAACAAGUUCGGAACUCAAUUGGCCCUGUGGCUGCCUUCAAACUAGCAGUUUGCGUCCCGGCAUUGCCUAGGACAAGAUCUGGAAAGACGCCACGAAAAACCAUAUCCGACUUGGCUCAGGAUAAAUCUGUGAAAAUUCCACCAACAAUUGAGGAUGCUUCGGUGUAUGAGCAUAUCGUGGAAUCACUACAACGGAUAGGCUAUGCGAAAAAUUCUUCUUUUAAAUGACUAUGACAAUUAUAUUUGUUUUUAAUAAUAAGAAAUGAAGCUACAUCGGAUUUGUAGUCUCUCAAAAACUUAA